This is a messenger RNA of Lactuca sativa (garden lettuce), 1645 nucleotides long. It is a transcript of the gene ATSTE24, whose product is annotated as Peptidase family M48 family protein. Gene Ontology annotation, biological process: CAAX-box protein processing. Lineage: Eukaryota; Viridiplantae; Streptophyta; Magnoliopsida; Asterales; Asteraceae. The record is from RefSeq and is a predicted model, not a curated record. Gene Ontology annotation, molecular function: metalloendopeptidase activity.
AUAGUGAUCUAUACAAAAUUAAAAUCCCAGCGAGCAAAGUGUGAGUAGGUCAUGUUUCCAUCUGUACUUGGAAACGGCUUGUAGAUUGACCAAAAUCUCUCUUCUCCCCCGAUCGUCCCUAUCCUUCUUACGCUGAAACACAGCCAUGGCGUUUCCCUACCUGGAAGCCGUAGUCGGAUUCAUGAUAUUCAUGUACAUCUUCGAGACUUAUCUAGAUGUGCGACAACAUGUAGCUCUCAAGCUGCCAACCCUUCCCAAAACUUUGGAAGGGGUAAUCAGUGAGGAAAAGUUCAAAAAAUCUAGAGCUUAUAGUCUUGAUAAAAGUAACUUCCACUUCCUUCAUGGGUUUGUAACAAUACUGAUGGACUCUGCUAUUUUGCUGUAUGGUGUAUUACCUUGGUUCUGGAAGAAAUCAGGUGAUACUUUGGAAUCAAUUGGCUUUGAUUCAGAGAAUGAAAUAUAUCAUACACUUGCAUUCUUAACUGGUGUUAUGAUUUGGUCUCAGUUGACAGACUUACCAUUUUCUCUUUACUCGACUUUUGUAAUUGAAGAGCGACAUGGUUUUAACAAGCAAACAAUCUUGCUUUUCUUUCGUGACAUGAUUAAAGGCAUGUUCUUGGCUGUAGUUAUUGGACCACCCGUUGUGGCUGCCAUCAUUUUAAUAGUACAGAAAGGUGGACCCUACUUGGCUAUCUAUCUUUGGGGGUUUAUGUUUGUGUUAUCUCUUGUCAUGAUGACAAUCUACCCUGUUCUAAUUGCACCCCUUUUCAACAAGUUCACACCCCUGCCAGAUGGCACGCUCAGGUCAAAAAUUGAGAAUCUUGCUUCCUCUCUCAGCUUCCCUUUAAAGAAGCUGUUUGUUGUGGAUGGAUCUACAAGGUCAAGCCAUAGCAAUGCAUACAUGUAUGGUUUCUUUAAGAACAAGCGCAUUGUUCUUUAUGAUACUUUAAUUCAGCAGUGCAAAAAUGAGGAAGAAGUUGUUGCUGUGAUUGCUCAUGAACUUGGUCACUGGAAACUGAAUCACACAAUGUACUCCUUUAUUGCUGUUCAGGUUCUUACACUUUUGCAAUUUGGAGGUUAUACACUUGUAAAGAACUCAAAGGAUCUAUUCCUAAGUUUUGGAUUUGAUACACAACCAGUUCUCAUUGGACUCAUAUUAUUCCAGCAUACUAUACAACCUAUCCAGCAUCUUGUAAGCUUUGGCCUCAAUCUUGUCAGCCGUGCUUUUGAGUUUCAGGCUGAUGCUUUUGCAAAGAAGCUUGGCUAUUCUAAACCACUUAGAGAUGGACUAGUUAAGCUGCAGGAGGAGAACUUGUCAGCGAUGAACACGGAUCCAUGGUACUCUGCUUACCACUAUUCUCAUCCUCCACUGGUUGAAAGGUUAGCUGCCAUAGAUGAAGCUGACAAGAAGGCAGAUUAAGAAGAUGACACACAAAAACAUAGUAAGUUUCAACUUUGAAUCUACAGUUUAGAUUACAUAGAUUCUGUAGUGUGACCAUUUUACCCUUUGAAAAAGCAAUAUACUUGUGAACGAGAAUUAGAAACCUGGAAAUUGUUGUUCUUGGGUCAACUGAGGAAGAGUUAAAGGGUAAGAAAUAUCAUGUAGAUUGUCAUGAUUUUUUAUGGUUUUUGAGUUUUGGGGUUU